Dovyalis caffra is the source of this 1614-nucleotide messenger RNA. NCBI's taxonomy places the organism in Eukaryota, Viridiplantae, Streptophyta, Magnoliopsida, Malpighiales, Salicaceae. The record is from the annotation of a GenBank genome assembly.
AUGCAUAACCCUUCAACAGUAACCACCGCCCAAGAAUCAGGUCCUGCCUUUGAUUUUGUAGCUCAGUUGGGUGGCUUUGCUUAUAAUAAAGCAGCUCAAAGCUUAAACUCAAAUGGGUUCUCUUUGUCGAAGUCAAAUUUUCUGUUUUUUGAUAGCCCAGUUGGUCUAAAAACGAGAAAGGUUAACGCUUCAUUGAGUUUGAGUAGUAGAAGUGGUUUUAAAAGAGUUUGGAGUGAGUUUAAUAGGUCUAUUAGGUUUCAUUGUGAAAGAAUUCCAAUUGGGUUUGCGUCAGUUCAGAUUGGUUCAGGAGAUAAUAAUGGUAAUAAUAAUAUUAGUAGUAAUAAUGGUAAUGGUAAUAGUGGAUUAAGAAAUGAUGGAUGUGGUGUUUUGGUGGAUGAUGGUGUGCCUUUGAAUGGUGUAGAAGGUGAGAGUCCUAAAAGGGUUCUCAUUUUGAUGAGUGAUACUGGUGGUGGUCAUAGAGCUUCUGCUGAGGCUAUUAAGGCUGCCUUUAAUGAAGAAUUUGGUGAUGAUUAUCAGGUGUUUAUUACUGAUUUAUGGUCAGAACAUACGCCUUGGCCGUUUAAUCAAUUGCCCAGAAGCUAUAAUUUCUUGGUGAAACACAAGGCAUUGUGGAAAAUGACAUAUUAUGGAACUGCCCCACGUGUGAUUCAUCAAUCUAAUUUUGCUGCAACUUCAACAUUUAUAGCUCGAGAGGUUGCAAAAGGAUUGAUGAAAUACCAGCCCGACAUUAUUAUCAGUGUACAUCCCUUGAUGCAACAUGUUCCUCUUCGUAUAUUGAGGGCAAAGGGUCUUUUGCAGAAGAUAGUUUUUACCACUGUAGUCACCGAUCUAAGCACUUGUCAUCCUACAUGGUUCCAUAAGCUUGUGACAAGAUGUUAUUGCCCGUCAACAGAUGUAGCGAAGAGAGCAGUGAAAGCUGGGCUCAAGCCCUCACAAAUUAAGGUCUAUGGCCUUCCUGUACGGCCAUCCUUUGUUAAGCCUGUUAGACCAAAGGGUGACUUAAGAAGAGAACUAGGAAUGGAUGAGGAUCUUCCAGCUGUGUUAUUGAUGGGAGGAGGAGAAGGGAUGGGCCCCAUUGAGGCUACUGCUCGAGCGCUGGGGGAUUCAUUAUAUGACGAGAAUCUUGGAGAGCCAAUAGGUCAGGUCCUCGUGAUAUGUGGUCGCAACAAAAAGCUUGCCAACAGAUUGCUUUCAAUUAAUUGGAAGGUUCCAGUCCAGGUGAAGGGUUUCGUUACUAAAAUGGAGGAAUGCAUGGGUGCUUGUGACUGCAUUAUAACAAAGGCUGGACCAGGGACUAUUGCAGAAGCAAUGAUUCGAGGUCUUCCCAUAAUUUUGAAUGAUUUCAUUGCUGGACAAGAAGUAGGCAACGUGCCUUAUGUGGUAGAGAAUGGAUGCGGGAAAUUUUCAAAAUCACCACAAGAGAUUGCAAAAAUUGUUGCUGAAUGGUUUGGUCCAAAGGCAGAUGAACUCAGUGCCAUGUCACAAAAUGCACUAAAGCUGGCCAGGCCGGAUGCUGUAUUCAAGAUUGUCCAUGAUCUCCAUGAGCUGGUCAGACACAGAAAUUUUGUACCCCAGUAUUCCUGUGCAACUUGA